AUGUCUACGAAGGCAGAGCAGUUUGCCUCUAAGAUACGAUACUUGCAAGAGUAUCACAACCGUGUGCAACACAAUAUUUACCCUGUGCCCUCCGGAACAGACAUUGCAAACACACUGAAAUACUUUUCCCAAACUCUGCUCAGCAUUCUGUCCCGCACAGGCAGGAAGGAGAACCAGGAAGCUUCCAAUUUGGCCGUGCCCAUGACCAUGUGUCUUUUUCCUGUGCCAUUCCCACUCACCCCAUCUCUAAGACCACAAGUCAGUUCCAUCAACCCUUCAGUUACUCGCUCCCUCCUUUACAGCGUUCUGCGCGAUGCCCCGUCAGACCGCGGGGGGCAGGGGCAGCAGAGUCGGGACGCUCAGCUCUCAGAGUACCCCUCUCUGGACUAUCAGGGCCUCUAUGUGACCCUCGUGACCCUGCUUGACCUGGUGCCCCUGCUGCAGCAUGGUCAGCAUGAUCUGGGACAGUCCAUAUUUUACACAACAACAUGCCUCCUGCCCUUUCUCAGUGACGAUAUUCUCAGCACGUUGCCCUAUACUAUGAUCUCCACUUUAGCCACAUUUCCCCCUUUCCUCCACAAAGACAUCAUUGAGUACCUGAGCACCUCUUUUCUCCCCAUGGCAAUAUUGGGUUCCACUCGGAGGGAGGGGGGAGUCCCGGCCUAUGUCAAUCUGUCUGCCUCCUCUAUGCUAAUGAUUGCAAUGCAGUACACCACAAAUCCAGUGUAUCACUGUCAACUGUUGGAGUGUCUAAUGAAGCACAAACAGGAAGUGUGGAAGGACCUUCUGUAUGUCAUAUCCUAUGGCCCAUCCCAAGUAAAGCCUCCAGCUGUGCAGAUGCUGUUUCAUUACUGGCCCAACCUGAAGCCACCUGGAGCCAUUAGUGAAUAUAGAGGGCUUCAGUACACAGCCUGGAACCCCAUCCACUGUCAACAUAUCGAAUGCCACAAUGCUAUCAAUAAACCGGCUGUCAAGAUGUGUAUAGAUCCUACUCUUUCUGUUGCCCUGGGAGACAAGCCCCCUCCUCUUUAUAUAUGUGAGGAGUGCAGCCAGAGGAUAGCAGGAGAUCACGCUGAAUGGCUUGUUGACGUCCUGCUACCCCAGGCAGAGAUAUCUGCCAUUUGUCAAAAGAAGAACUGUAGCUCUCAUGUUCGGAGGGCUGUGGUCACCUGCUUCUCGGCUGGCUGCUGUGGGCGCCAUGGCAACCGGCCUGUCCGCUACUGCAAGCGUUGCCAUGUCAACCAUCACAGCAGCGAGGUGGGGGCUGCUGCGGAGACCCAUCUGUACCAGACCUCGCCCCCUCCCAUCAACACCCGGGAGUGCGGAGCCGAGGAGCUGGUGUGCACUGUGGAAGCUGUUAUAAGCCUUCUCAAGGAGGCAGAAAUUCACGCUGAACAGCGUGAGUUUGAGCUGAACAGACGUCGUCAGAUGGGCCUGUCCGCCUCCCACCACUCUCUGGACAACAUUGAGUUUGACAACAAGGAGGACGAUCAGCACGACCAGCGCCUCCUUAGUCAGUUUGGCAUCUGGUUCCUGGUGAGCCUGUGCACACCCAAUGAAAACACACCGACGGAGAGUCUGGCUCGGCUGGUCAGCAUGGUCUUCCAGUGGUUUCACUCCACCGCCUACAUGAUGGACGAUGAGGUCGGAAGCCUGGUGGAGAAGCUAAAGCCUCAGUUUGUCACCAAGUGGCUAAAAACUGUGUGCGAAGUGCGAUUUGAUGUUAUGGUCAUGUGUCUGCUGCCCAAGCCUGUUGAGUUUGCCAGGGUGGGAGGUUACUGGGACAAGUCCUGUAAUAAAGUGACCCAACUGAAGGAGGGCCUGAACCGCAUCCUGUGUCUGAUACCUUACAAUGUCAUCAGUCAGCCACUGUGGGAGUGCUUUAUGCCUGAGUGGCUGGAAGCUAUCCGCACUGAGGUGCCCGACCAUCAGCUCAAAGAGUUCCGGGAAGUGCUCAGUAAGAUGUUCGAUAUUGAGCUGUGCCCCCUUCCCUUCUCCAUGGAUGAAAUGUUUGGCUUCAUCAGCUGCAGAUUCUCUGGCUACCCAGCAUCUGUGCAAGAGCAGGCACUGCUGUGGCUCCAUGUGCUGUCAGAGCUGGACAUUGUGGUGCCUCUUCAGCUGCUGAUUGGGAUGUUCUCUGAUGGUGUGAACUCUUUAAAAGAGCUGGCCAAUCAGAGAAAGGCACGCGCAUCAGAUCUGAUUGGCAACACGGGGGCUCGCAGGGUGAGCGUGGUGUCAGAUCCAGGACGCCGUGGGCAGCACAACACGCUCAGUCCGUUCCCCAGCCCCUUCAGGAGCCCAUUCCGCAGCCCGCUGCGCUGUAGCCCCUUUAAAAACCUGGGUCACGCCACCGGCCACUGCGCUCUGGAUCUGGACUGUGACGAUGAUGACAUGAACCUCGGCUGCUUCAUCCUCAUGUUUGACCUCAUCCUAAAGCAGAUGGAGCUCCAGGAUGAUGGUGUGAUGCUGGGUCUAGACAGCAGCCUGGGGAAGGACAUUGUGGGCAUCAUCAACAACGUCUUCCAGGCCCCAUGGGGGGGCUCACACACCUGCCAGAAGGAUGAGAAGGCCCUGGAGUGCAGCCUGUGCCAAUCCAGUAUCCUGUGCUACCAGCUGGGCUGUGAGCUCCUGGAGAGGCUUACCCCCCGAGAGGAAAUUCGCCUUGUGGAACCUACAGAUAGCUUGGAGGAAACCUUGCUCAUGGGUCAGCCAGAUUUCUCCCUUGGUGCAGAGACUGGAAAUGUGGAAGGAGAAAACCCAAAUGGCGCGCACACUGACAACCCUAGUAACCAUUCUCCUGUCUUUCCUUCAGCCAUGAAGAAUAACUCUGAUAAGAAGUUCUCCUACCAGCAGCUUCCUGUGUCUCUGAAGCUCAUAUACACCAUUCUGCAGGAAAUGUCCAAGUUUGAGGAGCCUGACAUCUUGUUCAACAUGCUGAACUGUCUGAAGAUCUUGUGUCUCCAUGGAGAGUGUUUGUACCUUGCCCGCAAGGAUCACCCCCUGUUUCUGGCCUACAUCCAGGAAAAGAUGCUCAUACCGAGUCUGUGGUCCAUGUUGAAGUCAGAGUUUUGCCAGCUGGCCUCCCUGGCUGUGCCUCAGCUUCUCCACGCCCUGUCUCUGUCGCACGGGGCGGACAUCUUUUGGAACCUCAUCAACACAAACUUUAACAGCAAAGACUGGAAAAUACGAUUUGAAGCAGUGGAGAAGGUAGCGGUCCUGUGUCGAUUCCUGGAUAUCGGCGCGGUGACAAAAAACCACUUGCUGAAGUAUUCCUUGGCUCACUCUUUCUGCUGCUUACUGGCCUCUGUGGAGGACGUGAACCCAGCUGUGGCCACCCGAGCCAGACUGCUGCUGGACACCAUCAAGAGGCCAGCCCUGCAGGGGUUAUGCCUGUGCCUGGAUUUCCAGUUUGACACUGUUGUGAGGGAUCGGCCUAUUAUCCUCAGCAAGCUCCUGCUGCUGCACUUCCUGAAGAAAGACAUCCCCGCGCUGAGCUGGGAGUUCUUUGUCAACCGCUUUGAAACAUUAUCUCUAGAGGCUCAAUUACACCUGGACUGCAACAAGGAGUUCCCUUUCCCUACUACCAUCACAGCUGUGCGAACCAAUGUAGCCAACCUCAGUGAUGCGGCGAUGUGGAAAAUACGACGUGCCCGCUUUGCCAGGAAUCGGCAGAAGAGUGUGCGUUCCCUCCGUGACAGUGUGAAGGGAGGCCCAACAGAGUCUAAACGAGCAUUUUCACUCCCUGAGUCACUGAGCAACCGAAUCCGCCAGACCCCGUCUCCUGAGGACGACACUGUCAUCAGAGACCUGCUUCCUGAGGACGCAGGCAUCGACCACCAGACGGUUCACCAGCUCAUCAUGGUGCUCAUGAAAUUUAUGGCUAAAGACCAGAGCAGCGCCGAGGCCGACAUUGGCAGUGCCAAGGCCUUCAACACAGUGAAGCGUCACCUGUACGUGCUGCUUGGCUAUGACCAACAGGAAGGCUGCUUCAUGAUUGCACCUCAGAAGAUGCGCACCUCUACCUGCUUCAAUGCCUUCAUCGCUGGCAUUGCACAAGUGAUGGACUACAAUAUUGGUUUGGGGAAGCAGCUGCUCCCCCUGGUGGUCCAGGUGUUGAAGUACUGCACGUGUCCCCAGCUGAGGCACUAUUUUCAGCAGCCGCCUCGAUGCUCUCUCUGGGCCUUGAAGCCACACAUCAGACAGAUGUGGCUCAAAGCCCUACUAGUUAUCCUAUAUAAGUACCCUUACAGAGACAUGGAUGGGAGUAAAGUUGUCCUCCAUCUGAUCCACAUUACCAUCAACACACUGAAUGCCCAGUAUCACAGCUGUCGUCCCCACGCUACAGCAGGACCACUUUACAGCGACAACUCUAACAUGAGCCGCUACAGCGAGAAAGAAAAAGAAGAGGACAGUGUAUUUGAUGAGUCAGACGUCCAUGACACGCCGACUGGUGCUGCUAACAAGGAGUCACAGACCUUCUUUGCCCGCCUGAAGAGGAUUGGCGGUGGCAAAUCUGUGAAGUAUCAGCCGGUAGAGCUGAAUGCCAAGAAAAGUGAAAUUGAGCUGUCUGAGUAUCGUGAAGCCAGCGCCCUUCAGGACAGCAUUCUGCACUGUGUGAGGGAGGAAAGCACCAGGAAGAAGCGGUUGCAGGCCAUGCACAAGCAGAAGUCUCUGGACAUUUCCAACACUGACUCCAUCCUUUUCAAUCUGGACGAACACAGACGUAAAUCCUGCAUUGAUCGCUGUGACAUGCAGGCACCACCGAUGAUUCUGCCUCCAUCCUCAGCAACGAGGCACGGCAAGCAUCUUGGCAAAGGAUCAUCUGAUGGCUCUUCGGUUCGGGUGGAGGGCAGUGAUGCACUGGACCGGCGGGGUUCCAAGCCUGUCAUCCCAGAGGUCCGCCUUAGCUGCAUGGAAACCUGUGAGGACAAGUUGGACCUGAGGUCACUAGGAGGAUCAGCUCAGGGGAAGGAGGACCAAGACCUCAUUGACCUCUCCUCUGACUGCACCUCCAUUCCAGAAAAACACUCACUGCUCUCCAUGUCUGACAGCGACUCCUUGGUGUUUGAACCGUUGCCUCCUCUGAGGAUCGUAGAGAGCGACGAGGAGUUUGACCUUACCGCCAUCAUAGCUUCCAAGUUCAACGGGAGUCCUAAGUUCUCUGCUUCCCCUGCUAGCAGCAAGACUUUGCGACUGUCUCCUGUGGUGCAGGUGAGUGUUGAGGACUGUUCUAGUGACAUGAAGACGCUAGACCUGCUGGUGGGAGUAGGAGGUGCGGAGCAACUGUUUGUGGCAAAGAAGCCAAACCGCGUGACUCCUAGCGCCUCUCUGGACUUUUCUGACCAACUGGAAAAUGUCGGACAUGAAAGCCCGAUGACCCUGAAGCAGAAGAGAGACCUGCUGAGGAAGACACCACAUGUCCCUGACACCUCCCUAGAUGACAUGUGUGAUGAGGUAAAGACCGGGAUUGGACCGGGGACCAGUCCCUCUGGUCGGUCAAUUUUCUUGGACAUCCCAGAAGACAAAGCAGAGCCUCUUUCCUCACCAGAAAAAAGCAAGAGUGAUAGCAACGAUGAAGAAGAGGAUGGGGAUGAUGAAGAGGAUGACGACAUGGGUGAUGAAGCAGAGUUUAAAAUCCAGAUUGUUCCUCGACAGCGGAAGCAGAGGAAGAUAGCGGUUAGUGCCAUCCAGAGGGAAUACCUGGACAUCACGUUCAAUAUGUUCGACAAGCUGAGUGGUGAGCAGACCACAGAAACUGAUCACAAAGUUCUGUCUACAUUGGAAAAGCCACGAGAAUCUGCCUCGGCCCCAACGCUCGAAGCUGCUAUGCCUGAAACAAGCCACCGCUCUUCAGUAUCAACUCAGUACCGUCAAGUGAAGCGCGGCUCCCUGGGAGCUCUGACCAUGAGCCAGCUAAUGAAGAGACAGCUGGAACACCAAUCCAGUGCGCCACACAACAUCAGCACCUGGGACACGGGUCAGUCACUUAAGACUUUUCUUUAUCCUGUAAUGACCCCUUGAGGAGACAUAUGGACAUACAGUAGGCCUACAAAAACCAGUCUGCUCUCUGCACCCAGCACAGUUAGCAUGUUUGUCCCUGCGCCGGAAGAGUUCAUUGAUGAGCAGCCGACCACAAUGUCUGACAGGUGUCGGGACUGUGCGGCCGUGCUGGAGGAGUACGACGAAGAGACUCUCGGCCUUGCAGUGGUGGUUCUCUCCAUGUUCAUCCACCUCAGCCCAGAUUUGGCUGCGCCAAUGCUCCUUGACAUCAUGCAGUCUGUGGGCAGGUUGGCUUCUAGUGCCAAUUUUUCUGGACAAGCUGAGAGUAUGUUGAUCCCAGGGAAUGUAGCAGGUGUAGCAAAGCAGUUCCUACGCUGUAUGUUUCACCAGCUGGCCCCUAAUGGCAUCUUGCCCCAACUCUUCCAGAGUAACAUCAAAGAUGGAAGUUUUUUGCGAACACUUGCAUCUUCCCUGAUAGAUUUUAAUGAAUUGAGUUCUGUUGCUGCCCUCAACAUGCUUCUUGAGGGUUUGAACAACAAGAAGAGUCUACCAGCAGGGGGCACAAUGCUGCACUGCCUGGACAACAUUGCCACCUUCAUGGAGGCUCUUCCCAUGGACUCUCCUAGCAACCUGUGGACAACCAUCUGCAACCAGUUCCAGACCUUCCUCACAAAACUGCCCUCUGUGCUUCCUCUGAAAUGCCCCAUGGAUUCCAGUUUGAGGAUAUUAAUUUGUCUACUGAAAAUCCCAACUACAAAUGCAACCCGGAGCCUCCUGGAGCCUUUCUCCAAGCUACUGAGUUUUGUCAUCCAGUAUGGCAUGUUCAGCCUCUCCUACCUCGUAGAACUAUGUGGACUGUGUUACAAAGCCUUCAACAAGGAGAGAGAUAAGUUCUACAUGUCCCGCAUUGUGGUGUUAGAGCUUCUGCAGGCUCUCAAGUUUAAGUCUCCUCUGCCUGACACAAACUUGUUACUGCUGGUCCAGUUUGUUUGUGCAGAUAUUGGUACACGGCUGGCGGAAUCCACCAUCAUCCAAAAGCACAUGAUCUUAACGCUGCCGGGGUGCACAACAGCAGCUAUGGAAUGCAUGAGACAAUACAUAAGUGAACUCCUGGACUUCAUUGCAGAUAUGCACACGCUAACCAAACUAAAAAGCCAUAUGAAGGCUUGCUGUCAGCCGCUGCAUGAGGACACUUUCGGGGGGAACCUGAAAGUGGGCUUAGCACAAGUCGCAGCCAUGGAGAUCAGCAAAGGCAAUCACCGUGAUAACAAAGCUGUGGUCCGUUAUCUUCCUUGGCUUUAUCAUCCUCCAUCCACCAUGCAACAAGGGCCAAAAGAAUUUAUUGAGUGUGUGUCCCACAUUCGUCAGCUGUCCUGGCUGCUUUUGGGCUCCCUGACACACUGUGCCCUGCACCAGGGCUCCACCUCCUGUAUGCCCAUCCCUCUAGAUGCUGGCUCCCACAUCGCAGAUCAUCUAAUAGUCAUUCUUAUUGGUUUUCCGGAACAGUCAAAGACGUCGGUGCUGCACAUGUGUUCUCUUUUCCACGCCUUCAUGUUUGCCCAGCUGUGGACCAUCUACUGCGAGCAGGCGGCUGCUGCUCCGUCCCUGCAGAACCAGAACCAGACAGAAUUUUCGUCUAACGCCAUCCUCACUGGCCUGGAGUUCUGGAGUCGGGUUACACCCAGCAUCCUGCAGCUUAUGGCCCACAAUAAAGUGAUGGUAGAAAUGGUGUGUCUUCAUGUCAUUAGUUUGAUGGAAGCCCUGCAGGAGUGCAACUCAACCAUCUUUGUCAAGUUAAUCCCUAUGUGGCUACCCAUGAUUCAGUCAAACCUUAAGCAUCUGUCUGCGGGGCUGCAGUUGCGUCUCCAGGCCAUCCAGAACCGUGUGAACCACCAGUGUCUGCAGGGCCAGACAUCCGGAGCCCCUCCGUUUGCUCUGCGCAAAUGGCUGCAGUGCACCCAGUUCAAGAUGGCUCAGGUGGAAAUCCAGUCGUCUGAGGCUGCCUCGCAGUUCUAUCCCAUGUGA
Molecule: messenger RNA, 8025 nt
Organism: Cyclopterus lumpus (lumpfish)
Lineage: Eukaryota; Metazoa; Chordata; Actinopteri; Perciformes; Cyclopteridae
Product: protein unc-79 homolog
Exons: 51
Molecular function (GO): protein binding
Source: RefSeq, a predicted model, not a curated record